Exophiala oligosperma is the source of this 3234-nucleotide messenger RNA. RefSeq lists its product as uncharacterized. Gene Ontology annotation, cellular component: cytoplasm. The record is from RefSeq and is a predicted model, not a curated record. Gene Ontology annotation, biological process: proteolysis; peptide catabolic process. The transcript is spliced from 3 exons. NCBI's taxonomy places the organism in Eukaryota, Fungi, Ascomycota, Eurotiomycetes, Chaetothyriales, Herpotrichiellaceae. The coding region runs from base 250 to 3084 and encodes 944 amino acids. Gene Ontology annotation, molecular function: zinc ion binding; peptide binding; metalloaminopeptidase activity.
GCUACUGUACGAAUACGAGUGCUGUAGUGGUACCACGAUAGCGGGCACAGUACGGAGUACUCUCGUACCCAUCCCUCUCACACUCCGCAGCCAGUUCCUUUGCGCAGGUUACAUUUGCACCAGUCCGAGUUCGAAAAGGCACCUUCCUCAUUCUCUCAUUGCACUGGGUCUGCUGCGUCUCAGGCAGCAACUGGCCGUGCGGCAUUACGAGAUCGAGGUUACCUGCGGGACAACUGCAGAGGUAUUUGAAUGCUGGAGCUUAGACUCACGGCGUUCCUAUUGUUCUCUUCUACCACAAAGGCUGGCCCUAUUUUCAACCGCACUCAGUCCUUCCGCUCGUUUUCGAUCCUCUCACGAGUGUCGAACAAUACUCGUCCACUACGAUCUCCCCAGCAAACACUAUUGCAGGUACGCUUUUGCUCGGCUGAAGCUCGAGGAGUCAUGGCACCACCUACAGACCGAGAUAUCUUACCUGAUACUAUCAAACCUGUGAACUAUGACCUGUCUCUUUCCAACCUCGAAUUCGGCGGGAGCUGGUCCUACGACGGUCUCGUGAAAAUCACUUCCAAGGUCAAACAGGCUACAAAAGAGGUUGUUGUCAAUGUCAAAGAGCUGGAAAUAAAGGGUGCCGAAGUACUAGGUCAAGAUGGCAAAGCAAUUGUGUCGUCAAUGGCAGAUGUGUCGUAUGACAAGACUAACGAGAGAGCCAUCAUCAAGCUCUCCGGGGAUAUCCCUUCUGGAGAUGCUGUCAUCGCUAUCAAGUAUCGAGGGACCAUGAAUAGCAAGAUGGCAGGUUUCUAUCGUUCGAAGUACAAGCCUGUGACGACCCCCAGCUCAAGCACACCCACGGACGGCGAGUUUCACUAUAUGUUUAGCACGCAGUUUGAAGCCUGUGAUGCGCGACAGGCAUUCCCAUGUUUCGAUGAACCAAAUCUGAAGGCGUCAUUCGAGUUCGAGAUUGAGAUUCCCGAAGAACUUACCGCUAUCAGCAAUAUGCCUGAAAAGGCUGUGACGAAAGGCAGCAAAGAUGGGCUCAAGAAAGUCUCGUUUGAAAAGACGCCCGCCAUGAGCACGUAUCUUGCUGCUUGGGCCUUCGGUGAUUUCGAAUACGUAGAGGAUUUCACUGCACGCAAAUACAACGGCAAGAAUAUUCCUGUCCGAGUUUACACAACUCGUGGUUUGAAGGAGCAAGGCCGUUUUGCGCUAGAGCAUGCUCACAAGACCUUGGAUUACUUCUCGGACGUUUUCGGCAUCGAAUAUCCCCUUCCUAAAUCUGAUCUCCUGGCUGUACAUGAAUUCGCUAUGGGAGCCAUGGAGAAUUGGGGUUUGGUGACGUAUCGAACUACUGCAGUUCUUUUCGAUGAGGAGAAAUCGGACGCUCGAUUCAAAAACCGAGUUGCAUACGUGGUUGCUCACGAACUGGCCCACCAGUGGUUUGGUAACCUCGUAACAAUGGACUGGUGGAAUGAGCUGUGGCUCAAUGAAGGCUUUGCCACCUGGGUGGGCUGGCUCGCGGUUGAUCAUCUACACCCGGAGUGGGACGUUUGGAGUCAGUUUGUGGCUGAAGCUGUACAAACAGCUCUAGAACUCGACUCUUUGCGCGCAUCCCACCCGAUCGAAGUCCCCGUUCGUAACGCGCUCGAAGUUGAUCAGAUUUUUGAUCAUAUCUCUUAUCUCAAAGGAAGCUCUGUGAUCAGGAUGUUGAGCAAUCACCUAGGACAGGAUGUAUUUCUCAAGGGGGUCGGUGAUUAUCUUAAGAUUCAUGCCUACGGUAAUGCCAGAACCAACGAUCUCUGGGCAGCGCUCAGCGCGGCUUCGGGACAAGACAUCCAAGCAUUCAUGGACCCUUGGAUCCGCAAGAUCGGCUUCCCCGUGGUCACUAUUGCUGAAGAGCCUGGCCAGAUUGGCAUCCGCCAGUCAAGAUUUCUGUCCACAGGCGAUGCCAAAACGGAAGAGGAUGAUACUACAUGGUGGGUUCCGGUCGGCCUCAAAACAGGAACGCCGGCCAAGGUUGUGCACAGUGCCUUGACCCAGAAAGAAGACACUGUUCGUGGCGUUGACGAUGCCUUCUACAAAAUCAACGCCGACCAAAGCGGUUUCUAUCGAACUAACUAUCCACCGCAACGCCUGGUGAAGCUCGGCCAGUCUCAGGACCGCUUAUCUGUCGAAGACAAGAUCGGUCUUAUGGGAGAUGCCACAGCUCUUGCCAUUGCCGGAACAGGCACGACAUCGGCUCUGCUCUCGUUAUUGGAAGGGUUCAAGCACGAGAAGAGCUUCACCGUAUGGCAGCAAAUUGCAAGCUCCCUCUCCAAAGUCCGAUCUGUGUUCGCCACCGACAAGGAGAUUUCAGCUGCGCUGAAAAAGUUCUCCCUAACAUUGGUUUCCCCAGCUGCAGAAGCUAUUGGGUGGACAUAUCCCGAUGAUGAGGAUUGGUUGACCGGCCAAUCUCGGAAACUUCUGCUCGGCAUGGCUGCUGGUGCCGGACACCAAGGAAUCAUUGCGGAAGGCAAGAAGAAAUUCGCAGCUUGGAAGGCUGGGGAUGAGAAGGCAGUUCACCAGAACUUACGCAGCGUUGUUUUCAAUCUUGCUGUUGCAAAUGGCGGUCAAGAAGAGUACGAUGCUUUGAAGGCUGAAUUUAAGAAGACGACAAGCGUGGAUGGCAGAGAAAUCUGCAUCCAAGCACUCGGCCGAUCGAAGAACCCAGAUCUUGCUUGGGACUUACUCGAGUUCGCCAUAUCUGACAAUGUUCCACCUCAAGAUGCGCAUGGAGGCAUUUCCGCCGUUUCUAACAACAAUGAGACGCGAACAGUGGCCUGGGAGUUCACCAAGAAGAGCUGGGAGCGGGUGCAGAAGAAACUGGGAACGACGGGAAUAGUGAUUGAUCGGUGGAUCAAGACAGGAUUGCCAAAAUUCUCAGAUACAGCCAUUCGGGACGACAUUGCCAAGUUCUUCGCGGACAAAGAGACUGGAUCAUUCAAUCGCAGUCUUGUAAUUGUUUCUGACUCCAUUACCAGCAACGCGAACUAUAAGAAGCGGGAUGAGGCACAGUUGCUUGAAUGGCUGAAAGCUCACGGCUAUGCAUGAGAAGAGGCAUUGGAACGGGCAUGCACAGGUGACAGGGGAUCAGCAGCAGAUAGAUAUCACGACUUCCAUCAUAAGUAAUCAGCUGGCCGUUUGUCAAGUACUCGUAGCCUGCUGUAGUGUGGUGUGGCUUGCAGGUGCAGCCUGAUUGAU